AUGCCAACCAGUGAGUACGGCGGCUUUGCUAAGCCGUCUGAGGAGGACACGAAUGCAGUGGCAGCAGCAUACUCUUAUGGACAAAAUCUAAGAAUCACUGUUUGUGCUAAUCAGGGUGGGCGUAAAUAUAUGGAGGAUCGUGUACAUAUCGAGUGUGUUCGUUAUGAGGAUGGUUCGAUUGAUUUCACAUAUAUAGCAGUGUAUGAUGGGCAUGGUGGUGCAGAGGCGAGUGAAUAUGUGAGGAGGAAUCUCUUGAAUAAUAUACGAUCGCAGAACGGUUUCAAUGGAAACGAUGAGCAGAUGUUGGACGCUAUUAAGAGUGGUUUCAUGGAAACGCAUUUAGCGAUGUGGAAGGUUGUUGAUGAGUGGCCUCUGACUGCGUCUGGCUAUAGGAGUACGGCCGGAACGACCGCAAGUUGCGCGUUCAUAAGACGUGGUAAACUUUUUACGGCACAUGUUGGUGAUUCUGCCAUUAUUUUGGGUCGUCAACAAGGUGAUUGUGUGAUGGGUAGUUGUUUGACGGUCGAUCACAAACCGGAUAGCGCGGAAGAAGAGCAGAGAAUAAAUAGUGCUGGUGGUAUGAUCAUGCGCAAGUCGGGUGUGAUGCGCGUCGUGUGGACACGACCCGUCCGAGGACACAUCGGUCCUGUCAGACGUUCUACACCUACCGAAAGCAUCGCUUUUUUAGCCGUUGCCCGUGCACUAGGUGAUUUGUGGUCUUAUAAUCAAGACACGAAGCAGUUCAUCGUAAGUCCUGAACCAGAUGUGAGUGUACUGGAACUGGACAGUGACGAUAAAUUCAUUGUAUUGGCAUCUGACGGACUGACGAACGUGUUGAGAGCUAAGGAAGUGGCAGAUAUUGUGUGCAAUUGUGAGAAUGACGGGUGCUUGGAGGAUGGUGACGUGCCGAAUCAUUCACGUGUUCUAAUUCGUCACGCACUCCGUGGUUGGGGCGUUCUACGUGCCGAUAAUAUUUCCGUUGUUACCGUUAUGCUUGACGAUGAGGUGAGGAGUGCUUCUCUACAAAAUAGUCUGUCGAGCAAGAAUGUGAUCGUUUCGUGUGAAGGUGAUAUGGAUUUGGAAGAGAGUCUUACCAAACAACCUGCCUCUAUGAUACGUAUCACACCGUUCGGUUAUCAGCAGUUGCUCACAGUUCCUGUUGAGUUGGUCUAUGCAGGUGCUAUGGAUGCCAAUUUUGGCACAGGACUUGAGUAUAAAGGCCCAGGAUUCAGUUGUCAUACGCGCAUCUUGCAAAAUCAUCUAAUCACCAGCUGCGAUUCGUCAUCGUUAGCACUGAGCAUGUCCCCUCCAGCUCGUCGCACUCGACCGCGUCCAUCACCAUAUUUCUUACCACGUAUCAACUUAUCUGAAGUCAGCGGUAAUACUAACACAACAACAGCAACAUUAGUAACGAGUACUAACGAUAGCACUCAUAGCAGUCUACAACCAACGAGGAACAUUGAAGAAGGGGAUACAAUCGCGAUGAAGACGACGACGACCCCAGAUGAUGUGGUGGCUGAGAGCAGCAGUGCUUACGAGCACUCAGCUGAAACGUCCUCCUCGGCGCGAGUGGUGGUUGUGUCACGAUUGCAGCGGUGCAGUGCUGAUGCCGAAUUCAUCAACGAACAAAUCANUCAACAACAGACUACAAGUCCACUGACACCACUAGCUCGUAAGAGACAUUCAUCUGCGAAGUCUACAAUGACAUAUGGUAGCAGUUUGGUGGCACAGUCGACGUCGUCCUCUGUGAACAGCUCAUCUUAUUUGGAUCUAAGCACUGGGAAACCAGUGAAAUAUUAUUGCACGAAACAUGGACUAUCAUGUAAUAACGUUCGCAGACGUAACGAAGAGUAUGCAGCAUCGAAAAUGCCAAAAAGGGAGAGUGUCAAAACGGACGGGGUGGAUGUAUGCGAGAAUUGUGAAUAUGACAGUACUGAUGAUGAACGCAAUGUGAAUGCAGUGGUGACAUCAACAAACGAACAUUCAACAAAUAUUAAUGUGGUCGAUUAUUUAUUUUUAUCAUCAUCUCUUUUUGAUUAUGCAUUCGAACUUGGUGAAGGAGGGCAUACGUAUGCGUCGUCGAGUGUGAAGACUGUAACGAUUGUCUCACCAAUCACAACCACUCCUCUCUCAGGUCGAAAGCGUUUGGUAGCAAUAAGACGAACCCCGAUGAGCAUACAUCGACGUGGUCAAGCACGUCGUAACCUGAUGGAUAGUGGUGGUGGCCAGAUGGAUCAGCGAAUGUCGUCACCAGAACAACAUCUAGACGAAGGCAGUAGUGCCGAAGAAGAGCCGAAGUCGAGAAGUGUAGAAGAUGCUCGUCAAGCGGAAGGAGAUGAAGAAGUGCACGUUCCAGUGCUUCAGCAGUGCUCUCAUCCAACUUCUGCAAAAUCGAUCACACCUCCUCUCAAUGAAGGGACAUCGAGACGAACUGCCGGUUGCGCGUCAGCCCUUUCACCAGCUCUAAUGUUGGCUGCUUUUCGAGCGCCAGAUCGCAUUUUACAAGCGACGAUGAAGGAUCCUCUGGCUCGUGAUAUCUCUCUUUCUGGUUUGCGGUCACCAUCGAUCAGAUCGCGGUCGUUAUCUGUCGGGCAUACUCCAAUGCUUUCUCCGCUGAAACGAUUGAAUGCUGCCGAUGAAUAUAAUGAGCAUCACGCAGCUGCUGUGAAUGGUGUCUCAGCAGAUGUACAUUUAUUGUCCAAACGUGAACUGUUGGUCGGUGCUGAAGAAGAAGAAGAAGAGGCGAGCCCACAGUGUGAACCACCGACGAAACGAUCGCGUUUCUGGGGAUUCUUCAGCAACAUGCUCGGAGGUGCUAAAAGCUCAUCCAAAUAA
This is a messenger RNA of Anisakis simplex (herring worm), 2835 nucleotides long. The record is from the annotation of a GenBank genome assembly. NCBI's taxonomy places the organism in Eukaryota, Metazoa, Nematoda, Chromadorea, Rhabditida, Anisakidae.